This is a messenger RNA of Daldinia vernicosa, 1717 nucleotides long. RefSeq names its product cytochrome P450. NCBI's taxonomy places the organism in Eukaryota, Fungi, Ascomycota, Sordariomycetes, Xylariales, Hypoxylaceae. The transcript has 2 exons. Gene Ontology annotation, molecular function: iron ion binding; oxidoreductase activity, acting on paired donors, with incorporation or reduction of molecular oxygen; heme binding. The coding region runs from base 358 to 1710 and encodes 450 amino acids. The record is from RefSeq and is a predicted model, not a curated record.
GCCCACCUCUAUACACGACUUAGCUAUUGACUUUCGAAGCACCGGACCUUUACUAAUCGCGAUAAUAAUAAUAUCAGUGUCCUAUUUGGUAUCUAUCGUAAGCCGAGUUUUCAAGUAUACUUUGUUAUAGGCUUCGCUGAACCUUGACAGGUCGCACUUAGCACAGAUAUUCCCCGUAUCAAGGGGAUACCGGAAAUCCCCGGCGCAGUUCCAAUCUUCGGCCACCUUAUCAAGCUUGGCGAGGAUCAUGCCAGCGUCUGCGAGAGAUGGUGGCGUCAAUAUAACUACUCCAUCUUCCAGAUAAAAUUGGGGAAUACUCGCGCCGUGGUCGUAAAUUCUUUCGACGACUGCAAGAAGAUGCUGGUAGGCCAUCAGAACGCAGUAAUCGAUCGGCCAAAGUUAUACACGUUCCACGGGCUUAUUAGUAGUACCCAAGGUUUCACGAUCGGUUCUUCGCCUUGGGAUGAUAGUUGCAACAGGAAACGCAAAGCUGCGGGGACGGCACUUAGCAGGCCUGCCUUAAGGGGGUACCAUCCUAUGUUCGACUUGGAAAGCUAUUGCAUCUUAAGGGAUCUCUAUAAGAACAGCCACAAUGGGGAGACUGAGAUCAGUGUGAGGCCAUACAUCCAGAGAUAUGCACUUAACACGACACUGACUCUCUGUUAUGGGAUUCGCAUGGACGCCGUUUAUGACGACCUCCUACGCGAGAUUCUUUCCGUUGGUUCGGCCAUCUCGCUCUUGCGUAGCGCGUCUGAAAAUAUGCAAGACUAUGUCCCGAUUCUGCGAUACUUCCCGAACAACGAGAAGACUGCUCGAUCUAAAGAACUACGGGAACGACGCGAUGCGUACUUGAAACUUCUUUUGGAUAAGGUCCGGGAAAUGAUAAAGCGAGGCACCGACAAGCCUUGCAUCUCCGCCGCCAUCUUGAAAGAUGAAGAGACGAAGCUUACCGGAGUGGAGGUUUCGUCGAUCUGUCUAUCUCUGGUCUCGGGUGGUUUCGAGACCAUCCCCGGAACUUUGACUUCUGCAAUCGGAUCCUUGUCGACCAAGGAAGGACAGGUUUGGCAGGAUCGCGCAUACGAAGACAUCAAGCGGCAUUAUCCAGAUAUCCGCGAUGCUUGGACGGACUGCUACGUGCAAGAAAAGGUCCCGUACAUCAACGCAAUUAUUAAGGAGACAGGGCGAUACUACACCGUCAGCGCCAUGAGUCUUCCGCGAAAGACGGUGACGGAGGUGAAUUGGAACGGCGCUAUCAUUCCCCCUAAGACGAUGAUCUUAAUCAACGCCCAGGCAGGGAACCAUGGUAAGUAUAACAUACCGACAGAAAUCGUUUACUCAUGCAGACACUUAUACCGUUCAGAUAUCGACCACUUCGGCGCCAACGCUAGCAAAUUCAACCCUGAGAGAUGGCUUAAGAGCCUUGACCCACCGACGGAGCAUGAAUCCACCGGCCUCAACCACCUAGGCUUCGGAGCCGGGGCUCGCGCCUGUUCCGGCCAAUAUAUCGCGUCUCGACUCCUGUAUACUGCUCUAGUUCGUCUUAUUUCAUCCUAUAAGAUCGUAGCAAGCGAAACGGAGCCGCCUAAUACGGAUUAUGUGGACUACAACGCUAUAAAAUCGGCGCUGGUUGCAAUUCCCAGGGACUUCAAGGUAAGACUCGUCCUUAUAAGAGUUAGAAGAGUCGAUAUGUCUAUUGCAGAUAAACGGUAGGGUAGGC